Molecule: messenger RNA, 1466 nt
Organism: Salvia miltiorrhiza (redroot sage)
Lineage: Eukaryota; Viridiplantae; Streptophyta; Magnoliopsida; Lamiales; Lamiaceae
Product: putative F-box/LRR-repeat protein At5g02930
Exons: 2
Coding region: 94-1335 (413 amino acids)
Molecular function (GO): protein binding
Source: RefSeq, a predicted model, not a curated record
AUAUCCAAAUUUGGUCACCAAGAAAACUCCUCACAUAUAUAUUUAUUACCAAGAAGAUUGAUCCUCCCCCAAAAUCAAAACUCAUCAUAAAAAAUGGAGCAAGACAGAAUCAGCCAACUCCCAGACGCAAUUCUGCUACAAAUUCUGUCGUGUAUCGACACCAAUCAAGCUGUUCAAACAAGCAUUCUCUCCACGAGAUGGAAAAACCUCUGCUUUUCCCUCUCCGACCUCCACUUCCGCCUCAGCAGCUUCGCCGUCCACAGCCGCGCCACCUUAAAGAAUCGAGAAGCUCUCUCCCACCGCUUCUCCCACUCCGUCUCCCACUUCCUCUCUCACCGCGACGGAGCCACCACCAUCCGCAACUUCCACCUCUCAUUCGAGCACAGCCAUGAUCUGCAGCUCUACGCAGACGCAGCAUUCGUGGAGGAAUGCGUGCUCCACGCCAUCGACCACGGCGUUCAGUCCCUCCGCCUCCAGCUGCGCUGCCGCCCCGAACUCACUCUCCCCGCCUCGUUCUUCGCCUCCACGACGCUGCGGGAGCUCGAGCUCAGGCAGCUGGGCUGCGUGAUUUGUGUACCGGAGCAGUUCUCGUUACCACAUUUGAAAACCCUGUAUCUUGAAAGCUCUGCGUUCGUGAAUGAUGGUCAGUAUUUUUCUUCCUUGAAGGAGCCGUUUUCAGGCUUCCCGGAGUUGGAGAAGCUUACUCUUCGCCAGUGUUCGGUUUAUAGGCUUGUUGUCAAGGCUCCCAAACUUAGGUUUCUUGAAAUUGUUCAGAAAAAUUCGUAUUAUUAUUCUGAUCAGCUGAUGGAGGAGAUUUCUGCUCCGUUGCUUACUUGGUUUAGAUACGAGGGUUAUUUUCCUUUCGAAUGUUCCAAGGUUAAUCUCCCAAUGUUGGAGGAGGUUUAUUUGGAUGUUCAUAAAAAACUACAACCGCAUAAUAGAUAUGUAUUUUUUGGUGAAAAAACCAUGCUUCUGAAAUAUGUUAGGAUGCUUCAGCUACUUGGAAAUGCUAAGAUUGUUGCAUUAACUUUGAGCACCCUCAAGGUUCUUGAAAUGGACCGUGGUUUGCUUGAGCAAAGCCCUUGCCCAUUUCCCUACAUGAAAUGUCUGAAAUUGAUGAAAGGGCGUCGGGAAAUAGCGACGGUGCUGCGGAGAGUGUUGAAUUACUUGACGGAGGAGAAUUUGGUUUCGGAGUCAUUACUGAAGGUGGAGUUACCUCAAGAUGUGGUUGUGGUUGAAAAGAAUUAUGAAGACUUGUUUGAAGACAACAGUGAUGAACAACAACUUGAACUGUUGUUUGGUAUAGAACAUGAAACAUCAUCGUCUGCAAUCUGAUCAAAUACUUCCUACGUCCCAUUGAUCAUGUCCUGUUUACCUUUUUCGGUUGUCCUAUUGAUUUUGUCAUGUUUCUGUUUUUAGUAGUGAUUUUACACUAUAAAUAAUAUGGUCUCACACCUUUACACACU